CAUGCAAGAUUUAGAGGACUGAGAUAAAGGUGCCAAAAUGUACAAGGUGGACAUCCAGGUGGAUACCAAGGAGGCAACUGCUGUCGCGGCCCGCAGGAACCGAGAGAAGCAGAGACAGAGUCGCAUCUUCAAUGCGCGCUACCGCACGAUGGGCGUGGAUGUGGAAGCCUUGAAGAGCCAGGUGGAAGAGCGGAAACUGAGAGAGAAUGCAGAGAAGCGACGGGAUGAAGCUUUUGAUGCGGACCGUAUCCAGUCCGACAAGAUUGCCCAGAUGCUGGAGGACGAGGAGCAGCAGCGGAAAAGGCGGCUCAACCAAGCCCUUGUGGAGUUCCACCAACAGAAGCAGCAGCCCUCCACUCGGCGGGAGUGGGACAUCAACAACCCCACGGCGCUCCACAAAGAGCUCCCGGCCCGCGUGAGUGACGACGACCCCCGCUGCGGCCCGUCGAGCAUGCAGCGCUUUGCUGGCGAGAGUUUCAGCGGGCCAGCCAGGCAGAAACUGCUGAAGGAGCAAAACAGGAGGGACCUGGAGGAGCAGCGGAUGGAGCGGGAAAAGGCCCUGGCUGACCGCAGAUAUGCCGAGACCGUGGAUGACAAGAAAAGGAUUGAGCUCGACCUGCGAGCCCUGGAGCUGGCACGCCUGGAGGACGAAUGCCGCAGGGCCAAAGCCAUGGCGGUUGCGGACUUCAACCGGGCACAGGCCGCGGAGCUUGCCGAGCAGCAGCGCCUCGCCCAGCAGCGCGAGCAGGACGAUAACUACACCGAGAUCCACAACCACCUGACCGGCGACAUCCUCACAGAAAAUCCAGACGUGGCCAAAAGCCUGGUGGGGCCGCACCGCAUGGUUCCCUACCGCUGGAAGGGGAUGACUCCCGAGCAAUUGGCGGCCGUGCGCAAGACGCAGGAGGAGCAGUGCAAGGAGAACCAGAGGCUGCGGGAAGAAGAGCGGCAGCGGGAGGCAGAGUGGGACCGGCAACGCCACUUGGCCGCCCGGGCCGCCAUGGGAAUGGAGGAGCAGGAGCAGAACUUCCGCCUUCAGCUGCGGAAGAGCCUGGACGGCUACAACCGGGAGCUGGCAGAAGCACAGAAGGCAAACUUACAGCAUCUGGAGAAGGAAGUGUACUCCAACACGCCCACCGCCCAUUACCACCUGCAGUUCAACACCAGCAGCCGCUGAGGGAAGAAACCCCUAAGAAGCCUUUGCUGAUG
Molecule: messenger RNA, 1209 nt
Organism: Euleptes europaea (tarantolino)
Lineage: Eukaryota; Metazoa; Chordata; Lepidosauria; Squamata; Sphaerodactylidae
Gene: RIBC1
Product: RIB43A domain with coiled-coils 1
Exons: 8
Coding region: 38-1177 (379 amino acids)
Source: RefSeq, a predicted model, not a curated record